AUGCUCUCCGCAAUCCUCUGCAUCCUGGUUGUUACCGUUGUAGUUUACCUGGGCUUUUCACACAAACGGCCAAGGCAGGACUCGAUCCCAGGCCCUCCGUUCCUUCGAGGCCUCUCCACCUUGUUCUCUGCCUUGAUACGGAACAACCUAUACCAGGUGGCUGAGAACUGGGCGGGGCAGUACGGAGACCUGGUGGAGGUGAACAUGGGGCUGGGGAGACUGGUGUUUGUUAACAGCCCUGACCUGGCACGCCUCCUGCUCUGUGACCCGCGGUACCGUGACGUCACCAACGACAGGCCGUCCACCUAUAUGGGUCAGCACACCUUGUUCAACGGCACGUAUCAGGACAUCAUGUUGGCCAACUUCAGCUCGGCGUUCGUGAAAAGGCGAAAGUUUUUCCACGCCGCUCUCAAGAUGUACGGCCACGGGGUGGAGGCGUUUGAGAGUCUGGUACAACAGACGUCGAGUGAGCUCACUUUUCGUCUGGAGAACUACCCAGGCAACGUACCGCUGAAGAAGGAGCUGACUGCUUACAUCUGCCACAUGGUGGGGCUACUGCUGAAGGGAAAAAACCUCCGAGACACAGAUUUGAAAGUCCUCGUCAGCUGGAUCGAUGCCGGCAACGAGUGUAUCCGCUUUGAGAACGAGACAAUUUUAAGAUUGUUUCCUUUCGCCCGCUUCACCCCUGGGCUCAGGAUCAAGACACUGAUCGAGGAGCUCAACGUUUGUCACAAGGAACUCUCCCAGGCGUUCUUCCACGAUGCUCGAGAAUCUUAUCUCAGGGGAGAGAAGAGCGGCUUCAUCGGCGAGCUGUUGGAGCAACAAGGAAAACUGAGAGAGGAAGGCCAGGGGGAGGAGCUGUCCGACCACGUGAUCAUGGGCCUGGUCGUAGACAUCAUGUCCGCCUCCUUCAUCUCCACAGACAGCACCAUAUGCGGGCUCUUCCUGCACCUCAUCCGAGAUCACACGAUCCAGGAUCGAAUCCACAAGGAAAUCCAAACCGUGAUCGGAGACAACCCACCGGGGUUUGAACACCGCCGCCACAUGCCGUACACCGACGCCGCUAUCCUGGAGACAUUGCGCUUCUCGUCCAUCGCGCCUCUCCUGGUUCCCCACAGGACCAGCAGUGACGUCAGCAUCGACGGCCGCGUCAUCUCCCGGGGCAGCACCGUCCUGGUCAACGCCUGGCACAUCCAUCACCGUCCGGACCUCUGGCACCAGCCCUGGACCUUCCGGCCGGAGCGCUUCCUUGACUCCAGAGGUCAGCUGCUUGACCCCGAGCACCCUGAUCGACAGAAGCUGCUGGUCUUCGGCACCGGCCCUCGGGCGUGUCCAGGCGAGAACUUCGCUCGUUCUCGUGUUUUCCUUGUCCUGGUCACCUUGUUACAGCGCUUCCGGUUCAUGCCUCCCGUGGACGACGUACUUCCCUCCUCGCAUCCACGUGACUGGAAGUUAGGCUCUGUGUUCUCCCCCCACAACUUCCAGUGCAGGAUGGAGCUCAGACCGGGAGCUGGCCCCAGCCACGUGUCACAAGUGAAAUAG
This is a messenger RNA of Aplysia californica (California sea hare), 1542 nucleotides long. Its product is annotated as farnesoate epoxidase-like. Bases 1 to 1542 code for a protein of 513 amino acids. The record is from RefSeq and is a predicted model, not a curated record. The transcript has a single exon. Gene Ontology annotation, molecular function: oxidoreductase activity, acting on paired donors, with incorporation or reduction of molecular oxygen; iron ion binding; monooxygenase activity. Lineage: Eukaryota; Metazoa; Mollusca; Gastropoda; Aplysiida; Aplysiidae.